This is a messenger RNA of Alternaria postmessia, 501 nucleotides long. RefSeq lists its product as uncharacterized. Bases 1 to 501 code for a protein of 166 amino acids. The transcript is spliced from 2 exons. NCBI's taxonomy places the organism in Eukaryota, Fungi, Ascomycota, Dothideomycetes, Pleosporales, Pleosporaceae. The record is from RefSeq and is a predicted model, not a curated record.
AUGGAGGCUUGCAGAAACCACCCAAAUAAUCCAGCAUUACAAAACACCUCACUGUGCACUGAGAUGAGAAAGGCACACGACUUCGAUGAGCUUGUUAGAAGAAGCACUGAACGCGUUCCGGAUAUUGUGUACUACCCACUUGUAUGGCGAGACAUCUUUAGAGCAUUCUUUCCUGUUCUUCUUGUCAUUCUCGCUGUAUGGAGAAGUCGGCGGAACAUGGACUCAUCUCGCCUGGGGCAUGAUCAAAACACCUUACGCCCGAACCUACGACCUGCUGCAGCAACCUUUGAUAGAUUGCCUUAUGCCACAGAAUCUCUAGAAGCUAUUGACUUCUACGAAAAUGCGCCUCUAGAUCACUUCCUCGACGUCCACAGAUGGAGUGAACGAAAGCAAAUGUCCAAGAUCUUCCGGACAUUGUUUAAGUUGUUCGGAAGGUUUCAUCACGAGUUUCAGGUGGUGAGUCGUGCAGAAAUAGCCUGUAUGGUUAGCAAGCUGAAGUGA